AUGAGAAAAAGUCCCGGACCAGUUUACAUGAGAAGUAGAGCCAGACCAGUUUACAUGAAACGUAGUCCCAGACCAGUUAAUAUAAGAAGUAGUCCAAGACCAGUUUACAUAAGAAGUAGUCCCGGACCAGUUUACAUGAGAAGUAGUCCCGGACCAGUUUACAUGAGAAGUAGUCCCAGACCAGUUUCCAUGAGAAGUAAUCCCAGACCAGUUUACAUAAGAAGUAGUCCCAGACCAGUUUCCAUGAGAAGUAAUCCCAGACCAGUUUACAUUAGAAGUAGUCCCAGACCAGUUUCCAUGAGAAGUAAUCCCAGACCAGUUUACAUAAGAAGUAGUCCCAGACCAGCUGACAUGAGAAGUAAUCCCAGACCAGUUUACAUUAGAAGUAGUUCCAGACCAGUUUACAUGAAAAGAAGUCCCGGGCCAGUUUACAUGAGAAGUAGUCCCGGACCAGUUUACAUGAGAAGUAGUCCCGGACCAGUUUACAUUAGAUGUAGUCCCAGAUCAGUUUCCAUGAGAAGUACUCCCAGACAUGUUAACAUGAAAAGUAGCUCCAGACCAGUUUACAUGAGAUGUAUUCCCGGACUAGUUAACAUGAGAAAUAGUUCCGGACCAGUUUACAUGAAUAGUAGUCCCGGACCAGUUUACAUGAAUAGUAGUCCCGGACCAGUUUUCAUGAGUAGUAGUUCCGGACCAGUUUACAUGAGUAGUAGUCCCGGACCAGUUAACAUGAGAAAUAGUUCCGGACCAGUUAAAAUGAGCAAUAGUCCUGGACCAGUUUAUAUGAAAAGAAGUCCCGGGCCAGUUUACAUGAGAUGUAGCCCCGGACCAUUUUACAUGAGAAGUAUUCCCGGACCAGUUUACAUGAGCAUUAGCCCCAGACCAGUUUACAUGAGAAGUAGUCCCGGACCAGUUUACAUGAACAGUAGUUCCGGACCAGUUAACAUAAGAAGUAGUUCCGGACCAAUUAAAAUGAGCAAUAGUCCCUGGCCAGUUUACAUGAGAAAUAGUCCCGGACCAGUUUACAUGAGAAGUAUUCCCGGACCAGUUUACAUGAGCAUUAGCCCCAGACCAGUUUACAUGAGAAGUAGUCCCGGACCAGUUUACAUGAAUAGUAGUCCCGGACCAGUUUACAUGAAUAGUAGUCCCGGACCAGUUAACAUAAGAAGUAGUCCCGGGCCAGUUUACAUGAGUAGUAGUCCCGGACCAGUUUACAUGAGUAGUAGUUCCGGACCAGUUUACAUGAGAAGUAGUCCCGGACCAGUUUACAUGAAUAGUAGUUCCGGACCAGUUUACAUAAGAAGUAGUUCCGGACCAAUUAAAAUGAGCAAUAGUCCCUGGCCAGUUUACAUGAGAAGUAGUCCCGGACCAGUUUAUAUGAAAAGAAGUCCCUGGCCAGUUUACAUGAGAAGUAGUCCCAGACCAGUUUAUAUGAAAAGAAGUCCCUGGCCAGUUUACAUGAGAAGUAGUCCCGGACCAGUUUACAUGAAUAGUAGUCCCGGACCAGUUUACAUGAGAAGUAGUCCCGGACCAAUUUAUAUGAAAAGAAGCCCCUGGCCAGUUUACAUGAGAAAUAUUAGUCCCGGACCAGUUUACAUGAGAAGUAUUCCCGGACCAGUUUACAUGAAAAGAAGUCCCGGGCCAGUUUACAUGAGAAGUAGUCCCGGACCAGUUUACAUGAAAAGAAGUCCCGGGCCAGUUUACAUGAGAAGUAGUCCCGGACCAGUUUAUAUGAAAAGAAGUCCCGGGCCAGUUUACAUGAGAAGUAGUCCCGGACCAGUUUACAUGAGAAGUAGUCCCGGACCAGUUUACAUGUAA
Ylistrum balloti is the source of this 1818-nucleotide messenger RNA. RefSeq lists its product as uncharacterized. The record is from RefSeq and is a predicted model, not a curated record. Lineage: Eukaryota; Metazoa; Mollusca; Bivalvia; Pectinida; Pectinidae. Bases 1 to 1818 code for a protein of 605 amino acids. The transcript has a single exon.